GUAAACCCAAACGGAGUUGGCAGCAAAGGUCCCGCUUCUCUCCUCUCCGCUCCGCCGCCUCCGCUCCAGCGCAGCGCAGCCAUUUCGUUCCAGUUCGCGCCGAUCCGCCCAUUCCGCCGCGGCUCCCCUUAACGCCGCGCGCCCGCGGCCAUGGAGCGCGCCGGCGGUGAGGCGGGCGCCCCAACGCCGCCGGCGCAGGCGGCAGCGGGAGCAGGAGGGCCGGCGAAGGGGAGGUCGUGCAAGGGCUGCCUCUUCUACUCGUCGGUGCUCCGGUCGGGAGCGCGCGGGCCCGUCUGCGUCGGCAUCACCCGCGCCCUUCCCCAAGUUUCUGAGCGUAUGAUUGGUAAACCGGAACGUACCCAAGGAGAUCGCAACAUUUCAGAUUUCAAAUAUACAUGUGUUGGCUAUUCAAUAUACCUAGAUGACAAGGAAACUUCUGUCGGGGUACAUGAAAAGAAGGCAGAUGUACAGCUACGUGAGCUACCUGUUUGUGUUGGAUUUGAGGUAUUGGUAGGGAGAGGAGACCCAGUUAAUAAAUCCCCAUCUUACAACAAGAAAGAAGCUCCUCAACCGCAUCGAUACAAGCCAGGGCAUGCAGGAGACGACUUCUUCACUAAGUUUCAGAGGAAUGCUGGGCUUGUUGCCAAUGGUGUGGCAAAGAACCUGAAUAAAGUUGGGACCUACAUCAAAGACACAAUGGGUGAUAUGAUGUACCCAGACCGGAAGCGUCCCAAAUAGAACAUAGGCCUGUUCUCUAUAGAUCUUGCAGGGGAUUUAGACACUAGAACCAGGGGGAGCAUGAGAUCAAUCACUCCUCCAGACACCUGGAAUACAAGUAGCCUUCUGUAGUUUUGUUGGUUUCAGAAGCUCUAGAAAAAUGGUGACGAGAUUUGACUCAUUUUAGUGUUAUAAAAAAACAACCACUUGGACACUGAUUGUAGGGGCAUAAUAUUGUGUUCUCCACUUGGCUCCACUGCUCGCCCAAUUGAUUGUUGUUUCGCUGGGUGGCUGGGUUCCUCCAGUAGUGUACAGGAUGUCAUGUAAUAAGACAAACAAAACCCGUUUUGUGUCUUCUGAUAAUAACAUGAGAGCGGCAUCUCAAGCCUCAAUGCU
Panicum virgatum (switchgrass) is the source of this 1113-nucleotide messenger RNA. RefSeq lists its product as uncharacterized. Bases 151 to 738 code for a protein of 195 amino acids. Lineage: Eukaryota; Viridiplantae; Streptophyta; Magnoliopsida; Poales; Poaceae. The record is from RefSeq and is a predicted model, not a curated record. The transcript has 5 exons.